This is a messenger RNA of Oncorhynchus kisutch (coho salmon), 1657 nucleotides long. Its product is annotated as CB1 cannabinoid receptor-interacting protein 1-like. Gene Ontology annotation, cellular component: plasma membrane. Gene Ontology annotation, molecular function: type 1 cannabinoid receptor binding. The record is from RefSeq and is a predicted model, not a curated record. The coding region runs from base 323 to 814 and encodes 163 amino acids. Gene Ontology annotation, biological process: negative regulation of signaling receptor activity. The transcript has 3 exons. Lineage: Eukaryota; Metazoa; Chordata; Actinopteri; Salmoniformes; Salmonidae.
AACUCAAUAUUAGUAAGGUGUUUCUAAUGGUUUGUACACUCAGUGUAUACUUACGUGCAUUCAGAUCAGAUCUUUAUUUGUAGGACUAUCUAUGGUAGAAUGCUAUGGAUAAUUUUCAUCUGUAUGGUGAUUAUCCUCAGUGAGGAAUGGGGUCGGAGGAAUGCAGCCAUCAUUGUUAGUGAUUUUACCCUUUUUGCCAGCUGUACACGUCACAGCAUCCUCUCUCUGGUGCGGUUGGAAAUGCACCAUUGCUGCAUCAUCCCGCUUUCUCUUUAAAUAAUUAUAGGGUGCCCCCGAGACCAUAAUAGGUUAUAUUUCAGUCAUGGUCGACGAUGUUCCACCGAUUAUAAACAUUUCUAUCGCUCUAAAAAUUCAACCGAAUGAUGGACCGGUGUUUUUCAAGGUGGAUGGGACCAGAUUCGGCCAGAGCAGGACAAUAAAAUUGCUUACAGGGUCGAAGUAUAAGGUUGAGGUGGUUAUGAAGCCGGGCAAUGCUGAUGCCGCCACCAUGAACAUCGGAGGUAUCACCCUCCCUCUGGAGCAGCAGUCCAAAGACGAGGAGUCAGUGGUGUACCAUGGACAUUAUGACACAGAGGGAGUGCCUCACACCAAGAGUGGGGACAGGCAACCUGUCCAAGUCAGCAUAGAGUUUGGAAAGGCGGGCCAAUUCGAGACAAUAUGGCAAGUAAAGUACUAUAACUACUACAAGCGAGACCAAUGCCAGUUUGGGAACAAAUUCGUCAAUAUCGAGUACGAAUGCAAGCCCAAUGAGACGCGCAGCCUGAUGUGGAUCAACAAAGAGGUGUUCAAUUGAGGAGCACCAAUCAACUCAUUCUUCCAAUACCCAGUAAUGGAAGAAAAACAAGCAGAGGAGAUGCGUUGCACACAAUAACCCUUUUUUACCAUCAAGUUCAGAGGGAAAAGCCUUACUGUAGGCAUGCGUUUCAAGUCACUGAGCACCAUAAUUGUCUGUUUUAGAGAAAGGGGGGCAGUUAUCUACCAGUCUGAUCUCGGGGGGGGGGGGGGGGGGGGGGGGGGAUUCACGGCUAUACAACAUCUGCUGUGUUACUCUGAGCUCUGGUCACACGAGCUGAAGCUGUGGCCCUCCUGGACCAGGAUUGAAGACAGUUGCGGGUGAAAUGUAUCUAACCUGAUUUAUUACGUGUGAGGUGUGUGUGAUGUGAGUUAUAUGAAUAAAUGUACAUAUUUGUGUUAUCCUAUGUGUUAGUUCUAGUAUUGUUUAAGCCUUUGAACAGCUGUCUACUUCUGAACAGCACAAUUGUGAUUAGCCUAUAAAGGGGUGAGACAGUUUUUUUGUUAAAACUUCUAUAUUAUUUUAUGGAGAUAUUCUAUAAUCUAUUAAGUGCUUCUAUUUCUGUAAUGUUGUGGAUCACUAUCAUUGUUUUGUCUCAGUUUUGUCUGUAAAUGCAUGGCUGAAUAAUCCUAUGCCUAAAGGUUUUGUUCUUCAGAUGCAAAAUUAUAUGAGAUUGCCUAAAAUGUUCAGUUCUGUUAUAUAUGUAAUUGAAAAGUGUGGAAGUAAAUAUACCCAUACCAGUUACUAGCGUACUUGAUUAACAUCAUUGUACAAUAAUUGGAAUAAGUAGUUUGUUGUUGCUGUGGUUUAAAUUGUCCUAUUGAAGACACUAAUUCACUGAAA